AUGGAGGCUACACUUUUGCCCAACCCCAAGGAUACUAAUGCCACAAUUUUGUUGAUGGGAUUAAGACGAGGUGGCAAGUCGUCUAUUUGCAAAGUUGUAUUCCACAACAUGCAGCCUUUGGAUACGUUGUAUUUGGAAAGUACAUCCAAGCCCACAACAGAGCAGUUCAGCUCGCUCAUAGAUCUUUCGGUGAUGGAAUUACCGGGUCAGUUGAACUACUUCGAGCCCAAUUACGACUCAGAAAGGCUCUUUUCGUCUAUCGGAGCUUUGGUUUAUGUGAUUGACUCACAGGACGAAUACUUGAAUGCUUUGACCAAUUUAUCGAUGAUCAUAGAAUUUGCAUACAAAGUCAACCCCAAGAUCAACAUUGAGGUAUUAAUCCACAAAAUCGAUGGGUUGUCGGAAGACUACCGUAUCGAUGCCCAGAGAGAUAUCAUGCAAAGAACCGGCGACGAAUUGUUGGACUUGGGGCUUGAAGGCGUGCAAGUGUCUUUCUACUUGACUUCUAUUUUUGACCAUUCUAUCUACGAAGCAUUUUCGAGAAUCGUCCAGAAGUUAAUUCCCGAGUUGCCUUCCUUAGAAAAUAUGCUUGACAACUUGGUACAGCACUCAUCUAUCGACAAGGUCUUUUUGUUUGACGUCAACUCCAAGAUUUACGUAGCCACAGAUUCGUCACCAGUAGACAUUCAGACUUACGAAGUUUGUGCCGAAUUCAUUGACAUUACCAUCGACCUUGAUGAUUUGUAUGUGGAAAACGAGUCUGGAACCAGAAAACAAAAUUCAACAAGUCAACAAAAGGAGCUCAAGUCUGUAAGUCAUCUUUCAAACGGUUCCAUAUUGUACUUGAAGCAGAUGAUCAGAGGUCUAGCUCUUGUAGCCCUAAUCAGAAACGACGAAGUCCGAAACUCUGCCAACAAUACUACAAAUACGAACAAGAUAAAUAGCGACUUCAGUGACGACAAUGUCGACGUAUUGGAGUCAUCUAGAACAAAUAACCAGGACAGUUCUUUGGCCAUCAUCGACUACAAUGUAAAUCUUUUCAAACAGGCCAUGAUGCGGAUGUGGGAAAACUCCAGAUUCAUCAACCCCAACGAGCCGCUAGAGCGUGGCUCUCUGGCGGAGUCCCAUCUCUACGUUUCAGACAGCAAUGGAGCAGGCAGUGGUUUAUAUAAGGGUAUCAACAAUAACGGCCUGACGACUCAAGAUCACUUCAACUAA
Messenger RNA from Scheffersomyces stipitis CBS 6054, 1218 nucleotides. RefSeq lists its product as uncharacterized. Gene Ontology annotation, molecular function: GTPase activity; GTP binding. The transcript has a single exon. NCBI's taxonomy places the organism in Eukaryota, Fungi, Ascomycota, Pichiomycetes, Serinales, Debaryomycetaceae. The coding region runs from base 1 to 1218 and encodes 405 amino acids. Gene Ontology annotation, biological process: positive regulation of TOR signaling; cellular response to amino acid stimulus; cellular response to starvation. The record is from RefSeq and is a predicted model, not a curated record. Gene Ontology annotation, cellular component: fungal-type vacuole membrane; nucleus; Gtr1-Gtr2 GTPase complex.